UUCCCGAUCGAAACCAUGGAAGACUGUGAGAAUGACGAGACCCUGGAUCUCGCCUCGAGGACGUGGAGUCGAGUCAUGGAAUCGGCGUCCAAAGCAGGAUAUCGAGAAGGAGUGGACGAGGGCUCCCAAGAGGUUCUGCAAUCAGAUUUCGACGUAGGAUAUUCAGAUGGCUUCAAGAUUUCGUUCCUCCUGGGAAAAUACAAAGCGCUCGCAGCCCUCAACCCCGAAAAAAUCCCCCCAGACAUCCAAAAGAUCCUGGAGGCGACCCGCCGAGGAGAAUGCCACAUCUGCCACCUAGAAUCCUCCGGUGAAAUAAAUCUGCUGGAGUCCCAAGAAGUAAUCAGAGCCCACAGAGACCACAUAACUAAAAUAAUUCACAAAUUAAAAGAGAAUUUCUCACCUCUCCUCCGAGAAAAAAACAUAAAAAUCGAGGAACCAGAAUUAACUUGACACUUAAUCCCAAUAAAUCU
This is a messenger RNA of Fopius arisanus, 470 nucleotides long. Its product is annotated as yae1 domain-containing protein 1. Bases 16 to 450 code for a protein of 144 amino acids. The transcript has 2 exons. Lineage: Eukaryota; Metazoa; Arthropoda; Insecta; Hymenoptera; Braconidae. The record is from RefSeq and is a predicted model, not a curated record.